AUGGGUGCCACCAGGGACCUGCUGUGGUUAUUCCUGAUAAAUGCAGCACUCCUGGAUGCCAGCUCACCUAAUCUACCGAAAAAUUAUUCUUCCCAAAAAGAUGCCUCCAAUGCCUCCUCUGCAGAUGCCUCCAAUGCCACAGCCAGCCUCACUGUCUCUGCUCCUUCAGGUGCCACAGUCAAAGAUCCACCCAAGUUGAGGUUGGCCACUCCUUCAGAUGCCACCAUCAGCCUGGUGAACGGCGGGAGCCGCUGCGCGGGUCGCGUGGAGAUUUCCCACUCUGGGGGCCGGGGCACUGUCUGUGAUGAUGGCUGGGACCUGAGCGAUGCCCAGGUGGUGUGCAGGCAGCUGGGAUGUGGCUCUGCUGUUUCUGCAACAACAGGAGCCUCCUUUGGACAAGGCAGUGGCAGCAUCUACCUGGAUGAUGUGAACUGUAUGGGAUCAGAAUCAUCCCUCUUCCAGUGCAGCCACCAUGGCUGGGGCAGCCACAAUUGUCAGCACAGUGAAGAUGCUGGUGUUGUGUGUUCAGAUGUUUUCUCUCCCUACGUCCACCUGGUGAACGGAAGGCACCGGUGUGAAGGUCGUGUUGAGAUCUACUACCGGGGACGGUCGGGGACAGUGUGUGAUGACUUCUGGGACCUCCCUGACGCCCAGGUUGUGUGCAGGCAGCUGGGCUGUGGCAGGGCCAUUGCAGCUCUGGGAAGUGCCUACUUCGGGCAGGGCUCGGGUGACAUCGUGCUGGACAACGUGAGGUGCAGUGGAAAUGAGGCGUCCUUGCUGCGCUGCAACCACACGGGGUGGAGGAUCCACAACUGCGCCCACUACGAAGAUGCUUCUGUUGUCUGUUCAGGGCCCGGUGUGCGGCUGUCGGGUGGCAGGAACGGCUGCGAGGGCCGCGUGGAGCUGUACGACGGCAGCACCUGGGGCACCGUGUGUGACGACCAGUGGGACAUGAGGGAUGCCCAGGUGGUCUGUCAGCAGCUGGGCUGUGGCCAGGCCUUGAGAGCCCCAAGCAAUGCUCGCUUUGGCCCGGGCUCUGGCCGCAUCUUCCUGGACAACGUGCAGUGCCGCGGGGACGAGCCCUCCCUGCAGAUGUGCCAGCACAGCGGCUGGGGCAUGCACAACUGCGGGCACGUGGAGGAUGCCAGUGUCAUCUGUGCAGGUGCCAAUCCAACCCCUCCUGCUCAAUGGCCGUACACAACAGGGCCCGGCGUGCGGCUGUCGGGCGGCAGGAACGGCUGCGAGGGCCGCGUGGAGCUGUACGACGGCAGCACCUGGGGCACCGUGUGUGACGACCAGUGGGACAUGAGGGAUGCCCAGGUGGUCUGUCAGCAGCUGGGCUGUGGACAGCCCCUGAAAGCCCCACGCAAUGCUCGCUUUGGCCCGGGCUCCGGCCGCAUCUUCCUGGACGACGUGCAGUGCCGCGGGGACGAGCCCUCCCUGCAGAUGUGCCAGCACAACGGCUGGGGCAUGCACAACUGCGGGCACGUGGAGGAUGCCAGUGUCAUCUGUGCAGAGACUCAAAUCAAUGCCUUGUGCCAUUUGUCAGGGCCCGGCGUGCGGCUGUCGGGCGGCAGGAAUGGCUGCGAGGGCCGCGUGGAGCUGUUCGACGGCAGCACCUGGGGCACCGUGUGUGACGACCAGUGGGACCUGAGGGAUGCCCAGGUGGUCUGUCAGCAGCUGGGCUGUGGCCAGGCCUUGAGAGCCCCAAGCAAUGCUCGCUUUGGCCCGGGCUCCGGCCGCAUCUUCCUAGACAACGUGCAGUGCCGCGGGGACGAGCCCUCCCUGCAGAUGUGCCAGCACAACGGCUGGGGCAUGCACAACUGCGGGCACGUGGAGGAUGCCAGUGUCAUCUGUGCAGCUCCAGUGGCCACUUCAACACCUCCACCAGCACCUUAUUUUUGUGGUGGCUCAGUCUCAGAUCCCUCUGGGGUGCUGCAGAGUCCCAACUACCCUGGAAAUUAUCCAAACGACGCUGACUGCGUGUGGGAAAUACAAGUGGAGAAUAAUUUCCGUGUAACACUGACAUUUAGAGAUAUUGUGAUGCAAAGUGGGACGUGCCAGCACGACUACAUUGAAGUCUAUGAUGGACCUCUCCACUCUUCCCCUCUUCUUGGGAGAUUCUGUUCUGGCUCCUUUCCCACAUACGUGUCCUCUUCAAACAUGCUGAGUGUUCGCUUCCACAGUGAUUCCAAAUUCUCCUUCAGAGGCUUUCAGGCUCACUACUCCUCCAUUCCAGCAGGUCACAACACCACCAUUCAGUGCUUGCCAGACUACAUGCAUGUAGUGGUCAGCAGAGACUACCUCCAGUCCCAGGGAUACUCAGCACGGAAGGUCACCUUGAAUGACAAUCGCUGCAGACCGACAGUCACCUCACAGGAGGUUGUAUUCAACAUCCCCUACAAUGGCUGUGGGACAAUCCAAGAGGAGAACAACGACACAAUCAACUACGCCAACACCAUCAGGGUCGCAUCUUCCGGGUACAUAAUCAAGAGGAAGAAGAACAUCAACUUGCACGUCAGCUGCAAAAUGCUGAGGAAGAGCUGGCAGCAGGUGGUGUACGCCGCUGAGGACACCAUGGAUGUGGACGAGUACCAGUUUGGGAGAUACAACAUGAACAUCACCUUCUAUCAGUCCCCGGCGUUCCGGCGCCAAGUGCGCGCCUCUCCCUACUACAUUGGCCUCAACCAAAACCUCUACCUGCAAGCCUGUCUCCACAGCUCGGACCCAAACCUGAAGGUGGUUGUGGACACGUGCGUGGCAGCGCCUGACCCCCAGGAUUUUAACACGCUGGCCUAUUACGUAGUCAGGAAUGGGUGUCCUAGAGACUCUUCCUAUGCCACCUACCACUCCCCUUCCAGCCACUUUGCUCGGUUCAAGUUCAACGCCUUCGAGUUCAUGAGCCGGCACCCGUCGGUGUACCUCAAGUGCCAGAUGCUGGUCUGCAGGCUCGGGGACUACUCCUCCCACUGCUACAGGGGCUGCAGCUCCAGGACCAAGAGGGACACCAGCCCUGCUGAGGAACAAGUGGAUGUGGUGGUCGGGCCCCUCCGGCUCCGAGGAGGGGAUGCUCCCAGUGAGAGCACUGGGAAAGAUGAAUAAAUUUCUCUCACGUUUGCUUCAAGGGUGACCAACGGGCUUCAAGAAAAGCCACAGCUCUGUGAUGUCUCACUGGAAUCUGCUUUUGCCAACUUUGCCAUAAAAAGGAAGAGAUCCACACCUUGCAAGCUUCUGCUUUCACCCACGUUUUUAAAAAGUCUAACUUCCCUGGUUGUCCCAAAUGAGAGUUCUCUGUAAUCCUUUUUAGUGCUGUCACUCUUUGAAUUGUGCUAAUUAGCUCCAGUAUGAUUGUGGAUUUUGGGAUAUGGUUUCUUGGUGGACCUAUCUGUGCUAGUUUAAUGGUAGAACUCAAUAACCUUAAAGGUCUUUUCUAACCUAAAUGAUUCCAUGAUUCCAUGACAGCAAACUCCCAGCCUUCUUGAGAAGUAUUUCAUUCCCUCAGUUGUGUUCUGCUUAUGAAGUUUGUUUAGUUGAGUUGUCAUCCCUGCUAAUGUGAAGCCCGUCCAAAUAAUUGAAAGCAGUGAAUGAAUCUGUGAGUUUGCUUAUUUCUGACUUUGAUCUGGGAGCCAUCCUUUAAAACUGGAGCUCUUUGUGCCUUGACCUUCAAUACACUGAGAUCAAACCCUGAAAAUUUCACUCAUAGGGCAGGACUCUUCUAGCAACCAGAAUUGUGGCUACACAAUAUUCUAAUUACUCUGAGUAUUCCUUUUAGUGCUGUAUUUCUCAUUGAAACAAUGAUGGGUCUGGGCUUAUUUAUAAAAUGCAGAGAUUUCCAAGAUAAAAUUAAUCUGUUCUCUGAGCAGUGUAAUUUAUAAUCAAAGGAGGGAAUAUUUACAAAGCAAUAAAUCUAUUUUG
Molecule: messenger RNA, 3915 nt
Organism: Zonotrichia albicollis (white-throated sparrow)
Lineage: Eukaryota; Metazoa; Chordata; Aves; Passeriformes; Passerellidae
Source: RefSeq, a predicted model, not a curated record